Messenger RNA from Cebus imitator (Panamanian white-faced capuchin), 2085 nucleotides. Its product is annotated as keratin, type II cytoskeletal 8-like. Bases 16 to 2085 code for a protein of 689 amino acids. The record is from RefSeq and is a predicted model, not a curated record. The transcript is spliced from 9 exons. Gene Ontology annotation, cellular component: keratin filament. NCBI's taxonomy places the organism in Eukaryota, Metazoa, Chordata, Mammalia, Primates, Cebidae.
ACUCCUGCCUCCACCAUGUCCAUCAGGGUGACCCAGAAGUCCUACAGAGUGUCCACCACUGGCCCCGGGGCCUUCAGCAGCUGCUCCUUCACGAGUGGGCCCAGUGCCCGCUUGAGCUUCUCGAGCUUCUCCCGAGUGAGCAGCACUGGCUUCCGUGGUGGCCUGGGUGCAGGCUAUGCGGGGGCCAGCGUCAUAGGCCCGGGAGGCAUCACCGCUGUCACCAUCAACCAGAGCCUGCUGAACCCCAUUAAGCUGGACAUGGACCCCAACAUCCAGGCCGUGCGUACCCAGGAGAAGGAGCAGAUCAAGACCCUCAACAAGUUUGCUUCCUUCAUCGACAAGGUACAGUUCCUGGAGCAGCAGAACAAGAUGCUGGAGACCAAGUGGAGCCUCCUGCAGCAGCAGAAAACGGCUCAGAGCAACAUGGACAACAUGUUGGAGAGCUACAUCAACAACCUGAGGCGGCAGCUAGAGACUCUGGGCCAGGAGAAGCUGAAGCUGGAGGCGGAGCUUGGCAACAUGCAGGGGCUGGUGGAGGACUUCAAGAACAAGUAUGAGGAAGAGAUCAAUACGCGUACAGAGAUGGAGAAUGAAUUUGUCCUCAUCAAGAAGGAUGUGGAUGAAUCUUACAUGAACAAGGUAGAGCUGGAGUCUCGCCUGGAAGGACUGACUGACGAGAUCAACUUCCUCAGGCAGCUGUAUGAAGAGGAGAUCCGGGAGCUGCAGUCCCAGAUCUCCAACACCUCUGUGGUGCUGUCCAUGGACAACAGCCGCUCCCUGGACAUGGACAGCCUCAUCGCUGAGGUCAAGGCGCAGUACGAGGAGAUCGCCAACCGCAGCCGGGCUGAGGCGGAGAGCGUAUACCAGAUCAAGUAUGAGGAGCUGCAGACGCUGGCUGGGAAGCACGGGGAUGACCUGCGGCGUACGAAAACUGAGAUCUCUGAGAUGAACCGGAACAUCAGCCGGCUCCAGGCCGAGACUGAGGGCCUCAAAGGCCAGAGGGCUUCCCUGGAGGCCGCCAUUGCAGAUGCUGAGCAUUGCGGGGAGCAGGCACUCAAGGAUGCUCGUGCCAAGCAGCAGCAGCUGGAGGACGCCCUGCAGAAGGCCAAGCAGGACAUGGCACGGCAGCUGCGUGACUACCAGGAGCUGAUGACUCCAAGGCUCAAUGCAAAGAGUCAGGCUGCCCAUGGCUGCCAAAUCUCCGUCUUCCCGUCAUCUUUCUCAGAGAGGCCUACCGGCCCGCACACCUUCUCCUGCGCCCUGAAAGCCAUCGCCAGACCAGGGCUGCUUCUCUCAGAGCCUGGCCACCAUGAGACAGUGGGCUGUCCCCUGUCGACCAGCUCGCUGCAGCUGCAGACCGGGGCUCGGGGCCACUCAGAGGAAGACUGCGGGAAGAAGAGAGGGGGCCUCCGGGACCUCCUCUGGGAACAAUGGUGGGUGGACUGGAUCGGUGAAGAAAAGGUCACCUCACAGAUCCAAGGUGUCUGUGGUGACCCUAUGAAGAGCAUCGGAGGAUCCUCCCGGCUGACGGAGGUAUACCUGCUGCUCCCGGAUUCACUGCAGGAUGCAACUCUCGGGUCACAGGGGCCACAUCAUGGGGCUGAACAGCCGCUGGAUGGCUUGGACGCCGCGGCGUGGGUUCUGGUAUCACCCCCGCCAGGCAGUCGGCAAGGGGCCAGCACCUUAGUGAGCCAGCACGAUGUGCAGCCAGCACCCUGGGGUCUGCUCUGGAAUCCUCGCAACUCCCAGGUGGUCUCAGAAGAGCGGUUAAUGGGGGAAGCGCAGCAGCCGCCCGGUCUCCAGGACAAGCGCGGGGCCCUGGCGCCACCUGGUGCUCACACGGGAUAUGACCGUCAGCUCCGCGCCGCAGGCUGGGAAGGUGGCCCGGAUUCAAACGUGGACAGGAGCUGUGCCAAGUCAGCGUCUGUGCAAAGAAUUCUUGGUGGUGAAAUUAUGUUUCCAGGCUGUAGGGCUGUCACCUGCUGUAAGACAUUCCUGCUGGCCACGACCCUGCAGAAGGCAGAGCCCGGCAGCUGGAGGAGAGGGAAUCACGGCAGCCGCCCAUCCAUGUGCCCUGGCAUCUGA